Haliotis rufescens (red abalone) is the source of this 3009-nucleotide messenger RNA. Its product is annotated as cation-dependent mannose-6-phosphate receptor-like. The record is from RefSeq and is a predicted model, not a curated record. Gene Ontology annotation, cellular component: trans-Golgi network. Bases 123 to 851 code for a protein of 242 amino acids. Lineage: Eukaryota; Metazoa; Mollusca; Gastropoda; Lepetellida; Haliotidae. The transcript has 3 exons.
GGACAGCACGGGUUAUGUCCCUUACAUCAGUACACAGCUGAGGCGGAAUCACGACUCAAAUGAGAAUAUCCCCUCCCCUGAUGAUUCAACCCUGAUUCAGCAGAAGGUAUGGUCCUGUACCUAUGUUUAUUAUAACACUGUUGCUUCUCCCGACAUUCGUGUCGCCUGUGCUGGGUGACAAUGACUGUGUACAGAUCGAUCCCUGUCGAUGUCGGCUAAACAACGGGAGCGAGAUCAAUCUGCAUUUGAUCAAUGGAAGUAAACAACCGCUGUUAGAAAUCAAGUCUGCGGGAGAUGGACAUAUCUACACAUACAGCCCUUGUGCAGGAAUAGCCUGUGGUCAAGGAGUGAACGACGCCGCCAUUUGCAGAAAUGACGAGCUUCGCAAGUCCCCAAACACCACAGGGGAAAUUUCAAAGGCUAAGUUCGAGACUGACGUGAUCAAAACCAACUGGAAACUCAGGUAUUUGACAAGGGACAACAAGACAAACAGUGUGGUUCACCUGACCUGCGCUACGUUUACCAGACUGGACUUGGAGCCUAUGUACAACGCGACCACCUUCCAGUUUGAGUUGUACUCGCCCUGCGCAUGCCCAGACGGAUGUCUGGCGGUGGCUACCGGCCUGAGCACUGGCACCAUACUCCUUCUCAUCUUCUUAACCCUCUUCAUCCUCUAUUUCGGCGUGGGGAGCUUGUACAGAAAGUCGGUGUACGGAGCUGAGGGGAGGGAGAUCGUCCCACACACCUCGUUCUGGUUCUCACUUCCGGGGCUGAUCAAAGAUGGCUACUUGUUUUUCAUCAGCCCAUGUUUGGGGGACCGUGUUGAAUAUCGAUAUUACGAUAAGUUGUGAUCAAAUCAAAACCGUACCAUGUUACACAUUUUAUUUUCCACAGAGCGUGGCAGUACAACACAUGAUAAAGCAUAAUUGAGAUCAAAUCAUUGAGACCACGAUUCCUAAGUUGUUAUUACUUGUUGCUUUUUCCAUAAAAAGGGAUACGAUGGUCUAGCUCACAGGUUCGUGUGACCGCUUCAGCCCGGCUUCUACACAUAACGCCCUUUCUUGAUGUUUGAAGACGUCAGUUGUUGCAAUGUAAAUAGCUGCUUUGCAAAUAGUCAAAUCACUAUGACGUUGUAUACACAUUGCCAUUUAGAAAGUAGUCAAAUGUAACACAUGUUAUUCUUGGGAUUACACUACAAAUUCUAGUACUUUUUGUACUCCAACUACACAAGCCGUUGUUCUUUACCAGGAAGGUGUAAUCCCAGGUUUAGUGUUGUUGCAUUAUGAAGCAAAUAUUUCAUGUUUCUGGGGACGAUCGGUAACCUGGUGGUUAUAGAGUUCGAUCGUUGUGCUGAAGGCCCGGGUUCGAUUCCAAAAAUGGGUGCAAUAUGUGAUGCCAAUCUCUGGUGUUCCCACCCUGAUCUUGCUGGAAUAUUGCUAAAAGCGGUAUAAAACCCAACUCACUUACUCACGGAUUUGUAUUGUUGAAAGAUCUCACAAAUUGUAUCAAGUUAAACUAUUCCAGCAUUUGAAAACAUGACACGCACCUCAGGAUUCGUGUAAAGAUCUGAUGGUAUUUAUUUCUUGCUUUGUGUAUUGAAGCUUCAUGUUAUAUUGUGGCACAAGUUGUGACACCAGGUGCUUACUGCCUUAUUCCUCACCGGUGUCUUGUUCAGUUGUUACAUAAUCAGUCAUUGUUGUUUAAUAUGCUAUACCUGGUUAACGGCAUUCACUGGGUCCCGAAUUCUGGCGAUUUAAGUUGUGAUGGUACCUAUUUUUAGCUCUUCCUAAUCUGUGACCAGAGUAGGACAUCGGGCUAGUGAACCAACAACUCAUCAUCCUGUGAACGUGUUGGUUACCUUUGAAGAAAAUCGUAUGUAUAUUACGAUACAAAUAGGAUAUGUAUAUCCGGCAUGGGCGCGUCACUUUGUUUAAAUCCUGCCCGUCAGUCCUUUCCAUGAACAAUAAAAAAUAUUGAAAAUUCAAAUCAUAUGAAGCACACUCUACCACAACUCAUGCUUGAAACUGACUUUGUAUUAGGCACCCGAGUUUAGUUAUUAUUUUUUGGCCAUUUUCCUUUUUGGGUGGAUGGGGAGAGAACGGGGGUGUUUUGUUUUCCAUAAACAAUUUAAGGAGGUACCUACUGCCAUCCACACGUUUGAGAAUAAUCAUCUUCUCGAGGCAAGAGUGUGCGUUGACCUCUGUCUAAGUUUUCACUUUGAUAUAGCCUCGUGGACACCCUCUUCUCGGGAAAAUGGGAAUAAACGUCCCCGUGACACUUUUAAAGUUUUAUGCUGCAUAAUUAUUAAACGUUGUUAAAUGCCAUGCAGUGCCAUGUCUAAUAUUUCCGAAGACCAUAAUUCCGGAUUAGAAAGCACAAGACAAUUGAGGUUUUACAGUACCAACAGUGGACGAUCUGAGCCAUAACUCUAGUUUGAAGGAUUUUAGCAUAGCGAACAAAGUAGAUAUGUUAGACACAUAGAGAACCUCACCCUAGUGUCUUUUGAUAUUUGAAUCGAUGGAAUUGUAAACUGCGGGCUUUACUCGCCAUAUGUUGAUAUAUUUGAUAUCAAAGGACACGAGGUUGAGAUUUGUUUUUCAUCGAAAAUCAUUCUUCCUACUUUUUAGCAAACAGUAAUAACCAGUGUCGUGAGAGAAAAAAGUAAAGCUAAACAGAUGCAGUCUCAAAGUGAUGUCAUUUAAUUGUGACGUCAUAGUAACCGAUGACGCCACAAUGGUAAAGUAUGCAAUUUAAUUGUAUCGGUAACCAUGAUCUAACACAAACGAGAUAUCUUGUUUGGAAGCGUUUUGGAUAAUGAAUGAGUUUUGUCUGGUGCUUUUGUGCAUAUCGCGUGAAGUACGUGCGCCCUGUCAUGUGCAGACAUGUGCAAAGCGUUUAUAUUCAGGGUUAUAUGGAUUUACAUCUUUAUUUUCCAACAUAUCGGAUGUAUUUAUUGUUUAUGUUGAUGUUCUGUAUUAUUGUUUGAAUAAAUGUUCUCGUCGGAAGGUG